UCUAAUUGUAUGAAAUAAAAACUAUAAAUUAUAAAAUUAUAUUAUAGCAACUAUAUUAUAUUAUAAAUGUGUUUGUUAUGAUUAUUACCAUUACACAAACGGAGCACAAGUAAGUAAAAUAAAGAAAUUACGCUACGGGUAACUGAUCGUAACUUUUCCUGUAUACCGUCAAAAAAAUAUAAUGUCGGAACUAAAGAUAAGCGCAACUAAAUCGGAGGGGAAACAAUGUAACACAACUACCGCGCGUUGCCGUGUGUGUUACCACUUAGGCGGGAAAAUAUGGCGGAAGAAAAGUUGUUUCCUUCGAACAGCCGUGUUGGAUUAUAUUGGCUACAGAAGAAAAGGACCGGGAUGUCGUUGUGAAUCGCGGCUUGUCAGCAUUUAAAAUUGCGGCGAAAGGAGGAAAUACUGUACGUCCAACCUGCGUGACAACAACCCGACAUUGGUCGCCAACGUAAAGGUCUCUGCUCCACAUUCGCGGUGUGCCACGUGGACUCUGUGACUCCGCUGGAGGGGAUGCGUCCGUCCCAUGAGACCCAUCAUCUCAUAUUCUGUCAAGCCCGUGGUGGUGAAGGGUGGGACUUGUGUUUCCAUGCUGCUGCUGCUGCUGGUGAUGAUGAUGACAGAUGGUGAUGUUGCCUGUUCGGGCAGCAGACACUGCGUUUCAGUCUGUAGCUGACCUGCACCAGGCAGCUGCUGCUGCUGCCGCCGCUGCUUCACCGCUGCAGCAGUGUUUCCACCUCUGAGAUCCGGCUCCGGAGCAGAGAACAGUUCGGAGGCUGAGGGGCGUUUUUCGCACACGGGAUUUAGGAAAAAACAGAGAGUGAAACACCAGCUGCAUCCAUCGCGCAUCAUCUUCCUCGGAGCUGCGGGUCUGGAUCAGGAGCUCGGAGCCGUGCGUGCGCAAAGGACUGAUGCUCAUGGUGUUGACGUCAGGUGAAAAGGUGACGUUUGGACCAGAUGUUCUCCAGGGCGACCUUCUCCACAAAACUCUCCUUCAAUUAAUUAUCGCCCCUCAUUUAGGAGGUCAGAGCAGAAAACCAGCGGUGAGGGAGACUAAUGUGAUCCUGCCUUCUUCUUCUGCGUCUCCUGUGAUCACUGCCUCCCCUCCGAGCUGUCUGUGAGCAAAGAGACAAAACAAAAUGACGCUCCUCUCACAGCCUUGGCUGCCAUUCAUUUGGCUGUUCGUCGGAAUGCUCUGCGUCUCUACGUCCACCACCGCCGCCGUCAAAGAGUGUCCAAAUUUGUGCGUGUGCGAGAUCCGCCCGUGGUUCACGCCCCAGUCCACGUACAAGGAGGCAAUCACAGUGGACUGCAACGACCUGAGGCUCACGCACAUCCCCACCAACCUGUCGACCGACACCCAGGUGUUGCUGCUCCAGAGCAACGCCAUUUCACACACCAACGGGGAGCUGGAGGCCCUGUUUAAUUUGACCGAGUUGGACCUUUCUCAGAACAACUUCAGUACUGUGGAAGCAGUGGGCCUCAGAAGCAUGAACCACCUGACCACUCUGCAUCUGGAGGAGAACCAGAUCAGUCAGCUACCGGACAACUGCCUCGGGAACCUCUCUAACCUCCAGGAGCUCUACAUCAACCAUAACCAGAUCAAUACCAUCUCUGCCCGAGCGUUUGCGGGCCUGCACAGCCUGCUGCGUCUCCAUCUUAACUCCAAUAGGCUCCACGUCAUAAACAGUCUGUGGUUCGAAGAAACGCCUAACCUGGAGAUCCUGAUGAUCGGAGAGAACCCGGUCAUCGGCCUCCUGGAUAUGAAUUUUAAGCCUCUGGGAAGUUUGAGGAGCCUGGUUUUGGCCGGCAUGGAUCUCACCGAUGUACCGGCAAACGCCUUUGUGGGUUUGGACAACCUGGAGAGCAUUUCUUUUUACGAUAACAAAUUGGUCCAAAUCCCACAACUGGCUCUGCAAAAAGUCCCAAAUCUAAAGUUUUUGGAUUUAAACAAAAACCCAGUGCACAAAAUCCAGGAGGGUGACUUCAGGAACAUGCUGCAUCUGAAGGAGUUGGGCAUCAACAACAUGAUGGAGUUGGUAUCCAUCGACCGCUACGCCCUUGACAACCUACCAGAACUGACAAAGCUGGAAGCCACAAACAACCCCAAACUGUCCUACGUUCACAGGUUUGCCUUCAGAGACCUACCGUCCUUAGAGAGUCUGAUGCUGAACAACAACGCCCUCACUGCCCUUUACCAGCACACCGUGGAGGUGCUGCCCAACCUGCGUGAGAUCAGUUUGCACAGCAACCCCUUGCGCUGCGAUUGUGUCAUUCAGUGGAUGAGUUCUAACAGAACGACAGUUCGCUUCAUGGAGCCUCUCGCCAUGCUGUGCAGCUCCCCGACAGAGCUCCGAGGUCAUAGGGUCAGAGAGCUGAGGUUGAUGUCCUCGGAGCAGUGCCUCCCCCUCAUCUCCCAGGACACCUUCCCCAGCCACUUGAACCUGGAGCUGAGCAUGAGCGUCAGCCUCGACUGCAGGGCCAUGGGGGAGCCAGAGCCCGAGGUCUACUGGGUGACUCCUCUGGGGAACAAGAUCACAGUGGACGCCGUGUCGGACCGUUACCAUCUGAGCAGCGAGGGGACCCUGCGGGUGAGUCAUAUGCAGGUGGAGGACUCUGGCCGUUACACCUGCGUGGCCCACAACGCGGAAGGUGCCGACACACGCGUGGCCACCAUCCGUGUGAACGGCACGCUGCUGGACAACGCCCAGGUGAUGAAGAUCUUUGUCAAACAGACCGAGUCGCACUCCAUCCUGGUGUCCUGGAAAAUCAACUCCAACGUCAUGACCUCUAACCUCAAAUGGGCAUCGGCCACCAUGAAAAUCGACAACCCGCACAUCACGUACACAGCUCGCGUGCCGGUCGACGUUCACGAGUACAACCUCACACACCUCCAGCCCGCCACCGAAUACGAGGUUUGCCUCACAGUCUCCAACGUCCACUUACAAACGCACAAGUCUUGCGUCAACGUGACCACCCUGAGCGCCACGUUCGCCCUGGACCUGUCGGACCAGCAUCCCAGCGUGGCUGUGCUCUCUGUCAUGGCCACCAUGCUGGCGUUCAUCAGCCUGGCCACCGUUGGCAUCUACAUGGCUCGCAAGUGGAAGAGAAAAAACUACCACCACUCCCUGAAAAAAUACAUGCUGAAAACCUCCUCCAUCCCCCUCAAUGAACUUUACCCCCCCCUCAUCAACCUGUGGGAGGUGGAGGGCGAGAAGGAGAAGGAUGGUAGCACAGAGGGGAAACCCUCUCCCGUUGACACCACGCGUAGCUAUUAUAUGUGGUGAGGAUUUGGUAUGGAGGCCCAGCCGCCUCUCCUGCAGCACAAAAAGACACACUUUUGCCAUUUGGGUACAAAAGUUGAAUAACGUUUCAAAAUGUUUUUGUAUUAACAGCUUUGCUUCAGAGGCAGAGUGAUCAAGGACAGGAUUUUUAUUAGUAUAGCGUAUCGCCUUUGUUUGAUUCUUUCUAUCUUCUAAACAUUUUGGACUCUCCAAAAUGGCAGCUGUAUUUAGCUUCCAGGUUGUUUAGAUGCCAUGCUUUGUUGCUUGGUGCGUUUUUGCCUCACUUUUCUUUGGGUUAUAAUCUAGCUAGGGGGGGCUGCUGUCUUUUCGCAGCAUUAUUUAGUAGUAAUCGAUGUAUCUCGCUCUGUUUUGUAAAACAGGUAAUCCAUGGUGCGCCGAUAGACGACGGGAGUUUGUGGAAACUUCAAUAAAAAGCUGACAGAGGGAUCUAGACUCGUUAUACUGUCUACUGAAUGUUAGCAAUUGUGCAGUAUCGUUGUAUCAACUAUACAUUUGAACCUUCUGAUGCUAGUAUUUUAGGCACUUUUAGUUUGCUUCUGUACGUGAUGUUAAUGCUAGGAAUACAAAACUUUAUAUUUUCUUCAGUUUUUUUUUCUACUAUGGAGAACUAGAAAUGUUUUGACUUUUCCUGCUAAUUUUGCUUCUUUUUUUUGCUAAUCAGCAAAUUUAUUUUCUCAUUAAAUAGAAACACUAAAGUAAGUCCAAAUAAAUACUUUUUGGUUUUUUUUUUUCAA
Messenger RNA from Cynoglossus semilaevis (tongue sole), 4042 nucleotides. RefSeq names its product leucine rich repeat neuronal 1 (gene lrrn1). Lineage: Eukaryota; Metazoa; Chordata; Actinopteri; Pleuronectiformes; Cynoglossidae. Bases 1143 to 3290 code for a protein of 715 amino acids. The transcript is spliced from 4 exons. Gene Ontology annotation, cellular component: plasma membrane. The record is from RefSeq and is a predicted model, not a curated record. Gene Ontology annotation, molecular function: protein binding.